AUGUCAUUCAACCCAGAAAAACUUGUUUUGAACCUGAUGAAAACAUCUCUUGAUCAAUAUUGGCAAAAAGGAGAUGUUGGUUUUGAAGCAACUCUCAUGAAGAUCCACAUUCCCCUGUUGAACGAGCUGAUGAAAGUCUUACCGCAUGUUAGAGAUCAUGUGGAAGAAGAUGCAAUGGAGCUAGCAGUUCAGUGGAAAGAAAGACUGAGGGCUGAUUCUGAAAAUUCAUUGGAGAUUUUUUCUUUUCUGCAGUUUAUAGCUACAUGUGGAUUGCUUUCUUUCUUGAAUGGAGAUGAAAUUGUAAAGCUUCUUGGCAUGAUUUCUCAGCAUAAACAGGCCCUAGAAUUAAAUCAAACACUUGGUUUUUCUGAUAAGAUCCCUGAUUUUAUUCAGAAUCUUAUUGAAAGGAAGCAACUGAUUGAGGCUGUUAGAUUUAUUUGCACCUUCGAGGUAGUUGACAAGUUCCCGCCAGUACGACUCCUAAAAGAAUAUGUGGAAGAUGCAAGGAAGUCGUACUGGACAAAAUGGAUGGGAAAAAAUUCACAAAAUGAAAAGGAUAUUGUUGUAAAAGACCAAAUAGCUGAUCUUAGAGCUGUGAUUCAAUGCAUCAAAGAUUACAAUCUUGAGUCUGAAUACCCAUCCAAGGACAUCGAGUCAGAAAUUCUUCAGCUGGGAAAACUAAAGGAGAGUUGGAGACCUUUACAGAUAUCUUUUACCUCCAAGUUGGGACAACGAGAACAUGAAGAAAGGAAGAAGCGUAGUACUAGCACUUCUGCCCCCAAGUUUCAACCACCAGAGAAACGUCAAAAUAUAAGUCAUCCGACACCUCUGGCAGCUAUUCCUAGACCUUAUGCAUUGCUAACUUUCAACAGUGACUCGUCUCAGCUGUAUGAAAACUAUGGACACCCUGGGCAGUUUGGUAUGGAUGCCAAUGACCAUCAAAUUGGUGCUAAUGGUGCCAUGCAGUUAAGUUCGUCAUCUCUGCUGCAUGAAACUGGUGCAGAUAAGUUUGGUAUGGUGGUCAGCAACCAAGAAACUGGUGCUAAUUUUGGUGCAGUGGAGUUAAGUUCGUCAGCUCGGCUGUAUGAAAAUUACAGACACCCUGCACAGUUUCGUAUGGCUGCCGCUGCCAACGAACAUGAGACUGGCGCUAAUUUUGGUGCCAUGGGGUUAAGUUCAUCAUCUCUGCUGUAUGAAACUUAUGGACACCCUGCACAGUUUCGUAUGGCUGCUGCCAACAACGACCAUGAAAUCGGCACUAAUUUUAGUGCCAUGCAGAAUGCUGGGCUACCUCACUCCCAUCACUUGUUGCCCAACACUCAUAGUUAUGACCCUAAUCAAAUAUAG
This is a messenger RNA of Prunus armeniaca (apricot), 1347 nucleotides long. Lineage: Eukaryota; Viridiplantae; Streptophyta; Magnoliopsida; Rosales; Rosaceae. The record is from the annotation of a GenBank genome assembly.